CUCCGUAUACUCCGUAGCGUAAAAAAACGACUGUUAAAUGCCGAUGAUCGAAAAAGGAACUCGAAAUUCAAAUCAGAAGGCGAAUUCCAGAGAGGGGGAUUGCGAGAUCGACUUCGUCUUCCAAUUAGGUUUUCCGUUUAUGGAGUAAAUUCCUUCAUUUCUGGGGAGCUAAGCUGUAGAAUCGAGUUACCGACGGCAAGGUGCGAAGAUGAGCAGCAGAAGAGAAGAAGAGCGGAACGAGAAGAUCAUUCGGGGGCUCAUGAAACUCCCUCCCAAUCGCAGAUGCAUUAACUGCGAUAGUUUGGGACCCCAGUAUGUCUGCACAAACUUCUGGACGUUUGUUUGUAUGACUUGCAGUGGAAUACAUCGUGAGUUUACACAUCGUGUCAAAUCUGUAUCAAUGGCUAAGUUUACUACACAAGAAGUUGAAGCUCUUCAAAAGGGUGGUAAUCAGCGAGCAAGGGAGAUCUAUUUGAAAAACUGGGAUCUCCAGAGGCAAAGGUUGCCUGUUAAUAGUAAUGCUGAAAAAAUACGGGAGUUUAUAAAGACUGUUUAUGUGGAUAAAAGAUAUGCUGGUGGACAGUCCAUGGAUAGACCUCCACGUGAUACACAAAACCUUAGAGGCCAUGCAGAUGAGACGAGACGGGCAAGUUCAUACCAUUCUUAUUCUCAAAGUCCGCCAUAUGAUUUCCAGUAUGAAGAAAGGAUUUAUGGAAAGCCCGGUCCUACUCUUACAAGAAAGCCGGGUUCAGAUCGAGGUCUAUACGAUGGAAAAGUUUCUAGUUUCUCAAGUCCAAGUCAUUUGAGUGACCAUAUGAAUGAGAACAGGUUUGCAAAUGAAGGUUCUAACCCCAGAGCGUCAGAUUUCUCUGUGUCUAGUGGAGGUGAUCCGGUUAGAUUUGAGGUCCAGUCACCUAACUACCAAAGAGAUACAGGGUUUUCUGGCCAUACACAGAGAAUUGCAUCAUUGGGAAGCUUUGGAUCUCUAGACAACUCCCUGUCUUUCAAUUCAGUAAGCUCUUUUGAUUUAACUGAAGCUGGUUCAGAGCCUGAACAAUCAGUCAAGAUCCACCACAAUAAAUUGUCAGCUUUGCCUUCUUUGCCUCAGUCAUCACUGGACUUGUGCAAUGCACCUGCAACUUCACAAACUAUUCCUUCAGCCUCGAAUGUUGCUAAUUUGACAGAGUCAUCGUCAGCUUCUCAAUUUGAUUUGUUUAAGCAUCUCCCUACAUCUCCUGAUCCAACUCUAGGUUCAUGUCAAAUGCCACACAUUCCUGCUUCGGGUUUGGAGUUAUUCUCAUCAAUGGUACCUAACCAGCAAUCAGCUACACAAUCUAGUAACAACACCUUGAUAAAUGAGGGAUGGGCGACAUUUGACAUGCCUCAAGACACAGCACCAGUAGGAAGUGAGAAAUUUACGCCAGUUUUUGCAGCACCUUUAUCUGAUGGUAACUCGUUAAAACUUUUCUCUGGGCCGUCUGGGAUACCAUCUCCAACGCCAGAUGCAGUAUCCAACAAAGUUCCUUCAGAUGCUGUUAUCCACAUGAAUGAUGGAUGGACAGCGUUCGACAUGCCUCAUCAAAUGGAACCAAUUGGUCCUGGUGUUUCUUUAGAAAAUAAUAGCCCUCAUUUGUCUCUCCUGCAUUUUCCUUCUAUUCAAGGUUCUACCCCAAAUGGCCCAUCCUUUCCUUACUCCGAAGCACAAGGAGGAUAUCCAUUAAUGCCUGCAUUAUCACACGGAGGUAUCCAAAAUGCUGAAGCAACCCCAAGUGGAAGCUCUGCGCCAUGGAAAGCAUUUGAGAGUUCCACUGAUUUUUUUGCAUUACAGGGUGCUCAAAGUAGUAAUCAACAGAACUUUUCUGAUCAUGAAACUCUAAGAACUGAAGUGAGAGGUGGCCACCAAUUGUCUACCAUAUCAUCAUAUGGAGGAUUACGAGAACCUUCAAGAAGCAAAUCUACCAAUCCAUUUGACAUCCCAUAUGAAUCAAACAUUCAAACCAACAAUACAUCUGAUUUCUGGGAUAUGAGCUCCGUCCAAGCUACAUUGCCAAAUGGAGAGGUGCCAAUGCCCUUUGCUGGUGAGAUAAAAGAGCCUUGGUUUGCACAGAAUACGGUUGCAUCUUAUAUUUCAGCUGUAGGAGAAGGUACCUUAGGAUUCAUUUCAGCACAACCUACUGGCAACCAAAUAUCGAAUUCCGCAACACAAGGGCCUAUUGGUGGAAAAAAUCCCUUUGCAUGAAAAUAUCUGUCCUCUACCCACCAUUUGACAUCCACGAAUCGGGUUAGGCUACUUUCUUUUCCCGGUCUGAAAUUGUAUUAAAAUGGGCUUCUCUGUCUGUAUUUAUUUGUGAAAUCAUAAGCUGGUUAAUAUCAUUCGAUCCUCCUCGUAUAUGAUCUCUUCUAAGAGUUAUCUCAAUCCGCAAAUGAAAUUUUCUGUAUUCCAAGUAGUUUGGGACUUGAGCUAAGAAUU
Cuscuta campestris is the source of this 2470-nucleotide messenger RNA. The record is from the annotation of a GenBank genome assembly. Lineage: Eukaryota; Viridiplantae; Streptophyta; Magnoliopsida; Solanales; Convolvulaceae.